AUUUGCGCUCAGUCUGUGUUAAAAUCUUCCGGCUGAGAGGGCUGAAAAUUUUGAUGUACGACUUGGUGAUAGUUUAAUAAAAGUUGCAUACAAAGUUAAAAUACUGCAAUAAAAAACGCGUAAAUAUGGCAGUGAGAUUAAUAAACGCACAGGCACAGGUGUGCAAACUGGGCAAAAAUGUCGUGGAUCCCAUGGUGCGUCAGUUCCAUGCUUCCUGCUACACCGCCUCCAAGGUGGCGUUGUCCAAAUUCGAUUCGGACGUCUAUCUGCCCUACGAUAAGCUAAGCAAGCGUCUCGACAUCGUGAAAAGCCGCCUUAACCGCCCUCUGACAUUGUCCGAGAAGGUUCUGUACUCCCAUUUGGAUGAUCCAGCCAAUCAGGAUAUUGUGCGCGGCACAUCCUAUCUGCGUCUGCGUCCCGAUCGUGUGGCUAUGCAGGAUGCCACUGCUCAGAUGGCUCUGCUGCAGUUCAUUUCUUCGGGUCUGAAGAAGGUCGCCGUUCCAUCCACGGUGCACUGUGAUCACUUGAUUGAGGCACAGAUUGGUGGUCCCAAGGAUUUGGCUCGUGCCAAGGAUCUGAAUCGUGAGGUCUACGACUUUUUGGCAUCCACCUGUGCCAAGUACGGUCUGGGCUUCUGGAAGCCAGGCAGUGGCAUCAUCCAUCAAAUCAUCUUGGAGAAUUAUGCCUUCCCCGGUCUGCUGAUGAUAGGUACUGACUCGCACACGCCCAAUGGCGGUGGUCUUGGUGGCCUUUGCAUUGGUGUGGGCGGCGCUGAUGCCGUCGACGUCAUGGCUGACAUCCCCUGGGAGCUGAAGUGCCCCAAGGUUAUUGGUGUCAACCUCACUGGCAAGAUUAGCGGCUGGACUUCGCCUAAGGACGUCAUCUUGAAGGUGGCCGAUAUUCUGACUGUUAAGGGCGGCACUGGUGCCAUCAUUGAGUACCACGGCAAGGGUGUUGACUCCAUCUCUUGCACGGGCAUGGCCACCAUCUGCAACAUGGGUGCUGAGAUCGGUGCCACUACAUCUCUGUUCCCCUUCAACCAGCGCAUGGCCGAUUACCUGAAGUCGACUGGACGCAGCGGUAUUGCCGCCGAGGCACAGAAGUACCAGAGCAAGUUGCUGUCUGCUGACAGCAACUCCGAGUACGAUGAAUUGAUUGAAAUCAAUUUAGAUACACUGGAACCCCAUGUCAAUGGCCCCUUCACACCCGAUUUGGGUCAUCCCAUCAGCAAACUGGGCGCCAACUCCAAGAAGAACGGUUACCCAUUGGACAUCAGAGUUGGUCUGAUUGGCUCUUGCACCAACUCCUCGUACGAGGAUAUGGGUCGCUGUGCCAGCAUUGCUAAGGAUGCCAUGAGCCACGGUCUGAAGUCGAAGAUUCCCUUCAAUGUCACCCCCGGAUCGGAGCAGAUUCGUGCCACCAUCGAACGUGAUGGCAUUUCUGAGGUCUUCGAUAAGUUUGGCGGCACUGUGCUGGCCAACGCUUGUGGUCCCUGCAUCGGUCAGUGGGAUCGUAAGGAUGUGAAGAAGGGCGAUAAGAACACCAUUGUCACCUCGUACAAUCGUAACUUCACCGGUCGCAAUGACGCCAAUCCCGCUACUCAUUGCUUCGUUACCAGCCCCGAACUGGUCACAGCUCUGUCGAUUGCCGGUCGUUUGGACUUUAAUCCGUUGACGGACGAGCUCACCGGUGCCGAUGGCAAGAAGUUCAAGUUGAAGGCUCCCUUCGGCGAUGAGCUGCCCGCCCGUGGUUUCGACCCCGGCCAGGACACCUACACUGCUCCACCAACUAGCGGCGACAACGUUAAGGUGGCUGUUGAUCCCAAUUCGACCCGUCUGCAGUUGUUGGAACCCUUCGACAAGUGGAAUGGUAAAGAUCUGACCGACUUGACUGUGCUCAUUAAGGUCAAGGGCAAGUGCACCACCGAUCACAUCUCGGCCGCUGGUCCCUGGCUGAAGUUCCGUGGCCAUUUGGACAACAUCUCCAACAACAUGUUCAUUGGCGCCACCAACUCCGAAAACAACGAAAUGAACAACAUCAAGAACCAGCGCACUGGCAGCUGGGGCAAUGUGCCUGAGGUCGCUCGUGACUACAAGGCCAACAACAUCAAGUGGGUCGCUGUCGGUGAUGAGAACUACGGUGAGGGCUCGUCUCGCGAGCAUGCCGCUCUGGAGCCACGUCAUUUGGGCGGUCGCGCCAUCAUUGUGAAGUCAUUUGCUCGCAUCCACGAGACGAACCUGAAGAAGCAGGGUCUGUUGCCCCUGACCUUCGCCAAUGCCGCUGAUUACGAUAAGAUUCAACCCACGAGCAAGAUUUCACUGCUCAACCUGAAUGGCCUGGCACCUGGCAAGCAAGUCGAAUGCGAGAUCAAGAACGGCGACAAGGUCGAGAAGAUCAAGCUAAACCAUACGCUCAAUGACCUGCAGAUUGGUUGGUUCAAGGCUGGCAGUGCCCUCAACCGUAUGAAGGAGUUGGCCAAAUAAGUUACUUACCCCCUCUUCCGACAGACAGACAUACACACACCCGCACCCAGCACGCUCACUCACACAUAGAUACUUAUACAAAUAACCGACUUAAAACGCAAGCAAUCUAAUUAUGGUAUUGUUCUUUUAUUUCGUUUUUUUUAAUGAUUUUAAUCAGUGUCAAAGUGCUAAUAGUUAACGAUGUAAGCGAAACAGUUUUAUAUACAACAUUAUACAUUAUAUACGAAAAAUCUUAUUUUAAAUUGCUUCGACUAUAUAGAUGAAUUUUGUUUUCUUGCGAAUUUGUUUGCUGACCAUGCGAAUAAAAUUGAUAGUACUACGAGUAUGUAUGAAAAAAAAACAAAUCAACUCUAGUUAUUUUACUUAAUUUUCAAAGUGGCAUUGCAUCAUUUCUGAAGCGGACAAUAAGUGGCAAGCACGAUCCUACCUCGCCCCUCCCAUUAUUCAAUUAACAUUUGUUUAAAUUAAUUGUAUCAAUUAUGAAAUAUUUAAAAUUACAUAUAGAUUGUUAGCGAUAUUAAACAAAUAAAAUGUCAAAAUCGA
This is a messenger RNA of Drosophila nasuta, 3026 nucleotides long. It is a transcript of the gene mAcon1, whose product is annotated as Mitochondrial aconitase 1. Gene Ontology annotation, cellular component: cytosol; mitochondrion. Gene Ontology annotation, molecular function: aconitate hydratase activity; 4 iron, 4 sulfur cluster binding. Bases 126 to 2483 code for a protein of 785 amino acids. Lineage: Eukaryota; Metazoa; Arthropoda; Insecta; Diptera; Drosophilidae. The record is from RefSeq and is a predicted model, not a curated record. Gene Ontology annotation, biological process: tricarboxylic acid cycle. The transcript has 4 exons.